AAUAAACUUCACUCCAAUGAGUGCUGCUUUCUCUGUAUCAACAACAGUCAGAAAAAUGGCUAAGAGCAUUUUCUUACCUCCUUCUUGGGCUCCGUCGACAAAAUUGCCCAUCCUUCAAUCGUCAUGUCGAGAAAAUUUGAAGCAGCUUAACUCAUCAAGAAAUAUUCAUGCUUGUCUACUCAAGUAUCCUCUUGCAAGCAAGAUCAUGAUUAGAAACUUACCAUAUACUGCUAGUGAAAGUAGUUUGCUGAAGGAAUUCUCCAAGUAUGGCAAGAUAGCUGAAGUUAAGCUUGUCAAGGAUGAAAAGGCAAAUAGGUCAAAAGGACUUGCAUUUAUCCAAUAUACUUCCCAGGAAGAUGCUUUGCUUGCUGUGGAUAACAUGGAUCACAAGUAUUUUGAUGGCAGGGUGAUUUUUAUUGAUCUUGCAAAACCAAGGUCAAAUGAGUUUGGCGGAUAUCCAAGAACGUCAGGACCCCCUGAGAAGCAGCAUAUGCCUGCUGAAGAUGAAGACGAUGAAUGAGCAAAAUGCAGCAAUUAGGAAACCUUUGAGACUUCUUAAGCAUGGACUUGCAAAGGCAAGUGGAAUUUUCUGCUGGUUCUGAUUCUACACAUUUUUCGGCUUCUCUCUUCCCAAUCUGUUGCACUUGAUUUUUCUGAGAGGCAAGUUACUACACAACAAGUUAUAAUAGGCAUUUAUUAAAAUGGUACAGACAUUAUUGCUGAGGCAUGAUUUUCUCAUUGUUUCACUUUAUAGUAUUCUAAAUUUUUAUAAACAACACCCAUGAUAGCAUACUUGGGUAAAAAGGACACUUGUACAGCUAAUAUGAACUUGUGGUGAUAAAGAUUUGAUACAAUUAGUAUUACCUGAGCAUAGUGAAGAGUAUUUUAUUUUGUGCUUCCCAACUUUUUUAAGUCCUAGGCUAAUGCUUUUG
Coffea eugenioides is the source of this 932-nucleotide messenger RNA. RefSeq names its product small RNA-binding protein 11, chloroplastic. The transcript has 4 exons. Gene Ontology annotation, biological process: mRNA splicing, via spliceosome. The coding region runs from base 17 to 520 and encodes 167 amino acids. The record is from RefSeq and is a predicted model, not a curated record. Lineage: Eukaryota; Viridiplantae; Streptophyta; Magnoliopsida; Gentianales; Rubiaceae. Gene Ontology annotation, cellular component: U2-type prespliceosome; U1 snRNP; precatalytic spliceosome. Gene Ontology annotation, molecular function: U1 snRNA binding; mRNA binding.